AAAAUAGAACUAAAUUAAAAUUAUUCUUAAGUAUUUAGCGUAAGUUUUUGUUUUAAAGGCACAGGUUAAAUAUGAAAAUUUACUAGGUGUGUCUUUUAAGGUUGACAGUAAUUGGCACAUACUUCAAUUUAUUAAUGACUACUGUCAUUAAUUAUGUUCCAGACUUACCAUAUUUCAUUAAAAAUUCGUGUGAAAAAAUGUUAGCAUUACAAAUUUAAGUUAAUAUUAAAUUAGUUUAUAACUUUUCAUAAUUCAAGCAUGGUCAAAAAAAAAGUAUCCAACGAAAUCAAUAACCUUAGAAAUGACAAAUAUUCCGGUGAAGUUAGUUUGCAGUCCAAAUUAAGUCACACUAUCGAAUAUGCAGAAAAAGCGAUCCAGCACGAUGAUGAACCCAAUAAAAUUCAAGAAAAAGAAAGUAAGCCACCAGCUAUUUCAAAAACAAAAUUCACGACUAAAAAAUCAUACGAGUCCUUUUCUACUUCAUCAUCAAGGCUGAAAAGUUUUCCUGCAGAAGAAAUCAGAAGGAUUCAGCAAUCACCAAAACCCGAAACUAAUUUAAAUUAUCAACAAAAUGAUGGUCAAGGUGAUGGUUUCCUUCAAUCUCUGUACUCUGAAUCAUUAAAGUUGUCCGAUAAGAAUUUUGCACUGAAUCAGCAACAUUUACCUUCUACUGAGUAUCAACAAAUACCGCCUGAAGAUUCAAACUUUUAUCAAAAAUCAGAUAGACAGAUUCACAGACCAUUUGUGCCUAUGUCUCGAAGUUUAAAUAUUCAAGAACCUCAUUUUGUUUUUGAUAACCAUAUUGAUAAUUUUCCAGCCUCAAAUUACAGCAUUGAGAAUAAAGAAAUGCUUGUAAAUACUAAUGAAAGUAAUCUUCAAGCAUCAAAAGCUUCUAUGGAUGAUUUCAACCAGGUUAAGUAUAAAAAAGAAUCAGAAAUUCGUGAUUUUAUUCCUCAAAAGAUUGCGAAUACAAGUAUACAAAUACAUCCUGAACCUCACUCGCAGUAUAAAAGUCCACAAGUAUUGCAUCAACAAAAUACUCUUCAAGAAGUCCCUCCACAAAUUUUUGCACACCAUCAUCUUGAACCAGAGUAUUUAAAUGCUAUGAAUUACGAGCCGAACUAUCAGCAGACAUCUACUUAUGGAAUGACUUCACCUCAAGAUUUGAUGAUCAAUCGUUUGAGAAUUAAUCACAGUAAUAAGGCUGAAAAUCAACAAUAUUCACAUAAAAAUUAUCCUAAUACACCUCGACAAUACCCACAUUUAGAAAAUUCAUUGGAGAGUAAAAAUACCACAAAAAGUUCGAGUAGUCAACAGUAUCAUGAAUAUCCACCGCAAAAAUUACCUGGAUCUCAAAAUAAAGAAAUAAAAAAAAAAGUAAUCCAAUUCACUCCCGCAAUGAAACAUGACCAAGAGUUAUUGAUAUCAAAGUUAAAGCAGCAGGGAAUAAGUGAAGAAAUAAUAAAACGUCAGUUUGAUGCUUUAUUAACUGAGCAAAAAAGACAAUUGAGUUACCUUCAACAAUUAGCGCAGCCGGAAAACCCCGAAAAAUCAAAUAAAAUUGUUACAAAAAGAAAAAUAAGUAGGAACAGUGAAGAUGGAAAACCAGAGUGGAUGGCCCAUAUCACCCCACCUAGAAUUACUUACGCUACUGUUGAUAAAAUUAAAACCAGUCAAAAUACCAUAAUACAACAACAGAAAAAAAAUGUUGGAUUUAAUAGUAAUAAUAAAGUGAAUAUAAAUAAAAACUCUGAGCAAACGAUUCAAUAUUGGCAGGCAAAUGAUAGGCAAAAUGGAAUGUACGUAAAUUGUCGAAAUUAUCAGCCUUGGCACAAUGAGGGUACUUCUACUGAAGACCGUCAAUGUAAUUGUCAUCAGCGCAGCGUUGUUCAACAUCAACAAUAUCCUAUUCAUCAACAAAAUUUUCCUAUGAAUUCUGGACAUUAUCCAGCACAAUAUCAUCCACAUAAACAAUAUCCAGAGAUCAAUCCUCUCGGUAAUGGUUAUUUUAUAUUGUACGAUCCCAGUCAUCAGCAUCAAAAUAACAGAGAGAUUACUUUUCAAUCUAAUCAUCAUCCUUUCCCGCAUGACUAUCGUAAUUAUCAACAAAACGGUGCUGGUUAUCAGCAAAAUUGGAUGAGCAAUCCGCAUUUGAAGCAAUAUAAUCAACCUCACAAUUUUGAAGUGUCCAAAAAUUUACAGGAAGGUAAUUUGAAUGAAAAACAAAGAAAACAAGUUGAAGAAACACCUAAUACUGUAAAUUUUAGUCAUUGCAAGAGUGCUGCUGGAAAAAAUCCAAGAAACAAUGGUCUGCAGGAUGUAUAAACAGUAAAAGAAGUCAUAUUUAUUAUUUGAUAAAUGUCAUAAAGGGUUUGGGAAGCGUGAAAUUUAAAUAGAAUAAAGAUAAAUCUUAAUGCAAUAGCGAAUAGGAUUGUAUUAAGAUGAUAA
Molecule: messenger RNA, 2448 nt
Organism: Cotesia glomerata
Lineage: Eukaryota; Metazoa; Arthropoda; Insecta; Hymenoptera; Braconidae
Product: TPR-containing protein DDB_G0280363-like
Exons: 2
Coding region: 259-2325 (688 amino acids)
Source: RefSeq, a predicted model, not a curated record